GGUUAACAGGUGUGACGUUUGUUUACAACACAUUCCAAUAAAUUUCUAUUGUGGUCCCAGAAAGAGAAUAGACCUCGGAAAUUCUCUACUACCAAACAUUUAUGAACUGCGUAUGCGCGCAGAAAAGUGGGAGAACAUUUAGCACAUAAAACAUCUAGAGUGGGAGUAAAAACCGACGACACCCGAGGUGCAUUUUAUUUGCAGGCUGUGCAGAUUCAAACGUAAAUAAUUUAAGCACGUGGGCCAGGACUCGGCAAUUUUUUACUAUCAAAGUCAGUGGGUGCUGAAGUUUAUAAACAAACACUUGAAAUUGUUGAUGUUUAAAUAAAUUUUGAAAGAUGUCUGAUAAAAAACAUCCUCUAAUUUGUAUCCCUGGACAACGACUUUGUUUGUCAAACAAAAUAAAUGUUGCUGGUGCAGGAACUUACGAAGAAAAUGGUUACAUCUAUUCAAAACUUGUUGGUACUGUUGAAGUAAUGAUAGAACAAAAUGUUAAGACAAUUUUGGUACAUGGUAUCAAUAAAUUGAGUAUUAUACCAGCACCUGGUGACUUGGUGACAGCGGUGGUGACCCAAGUCAACCAGCGUUUUGCUAAAUGCAUUGUGAAAUGUAUUGGCGAUAUUAUUUUGGCAAGGUCUUACAGAGGAAUUUUGAGAAAAGAAGAUGUGAGAGCGACUGAAAAAGAUAGAGUUGAAAUGUACAAAUCUUUUCGACCUGGUGAUAUUAUACUUGCUCGUGUUUUACCUAUGACGGAAGCACAUGUAUAUUCUCUGUCAACUGCGGAGAAUGAGCUAGGAGUUGUUCUAGCGCAAAGUGAAGAAGGAGUAUCCCUGAUUCCGAUCAGCUGGACGGAAAUGCAGUGUCCGAAGACACUAGCUAAAGAAUUCCGAAAAGUUGCCAAAGUCGUACCUGAAAAAGAUGCUUUGAGUCAUGCUGAUAAAUAAUAAAUAUAAAUUAUAUUUUAAAUUAAGUUUUUUUUUUUAAUUUAAAUAAAUUCAUUUAUUCAAUAAAUUAUGGAAGUGAACUUAGCGGAUAUGAAACAAAUUUUAAAUUACUAAUAAAUGAACUAAAAAGAAUUUUUUUUAAAAUGUACAUACUGAUUUACAAUUCUACA
Messenger RNA from Microplitis mediator, 1114 nucleotides. Its product is annotated as exosome complex component CSL4-like. Bases 339 to 944 code for a protein of 201 amino acids. Gene Ontology annotation, biological process: RNA processing. Gene Ontology annotation, cellular component: cytoplasm; nuclear exosome (RNase complex). Gene Ontology annotation, molecular function: RNA binding. Lineage: Eukaryota; Metazoa; Arthropoda; Insecta; Hymenoptera; Braconidae. The transcript has 5 exons. The record is from RefSeq and is a predicted model, not a curated record.